AUGACCGGCCACUUCUCCCUCUUCAAAGAAUGCACCGACCACAUCGACGUAUCAUCAUCCAUCCACGAAGAGCAAGAACCGAACGACAGCCAAAUUUCCCUUCCAAAUGUGAUUCCCGUCGAACCGGCCGAUAUCCAACGCGGCGCACUUCCAAUUCAGCUACUACAAGCCUUACCGGUCUACCGCCGAAGUGCAGAUGUCUAUCUGGCCGCUACGCAGGACUGCGAAUUCCUGGGCCGACCCCUGGUCGAACGCACGUUCGAGUCUCUGCAGCAGUUAGCAAAACCACCGAUGAGCGGUACACCGAACUUGGAUUCGCGCUCGCGCGAGAAAUUUCGACAUUUUUCGAAGCCUGCACGAUGGGAGAUUGUUGGCUUGGCUUUUUCAUUUGUGGGACUAUCGAUCCUGGAGAGCACUUGGCGACCUCUCGACGAUUAUGUUCACGCAGGGACUCAAUCAACGUUCUUCCGAGGACAAUAUACCGCUCUGGCUCUCAAAAACAUGCAACCGACUAAUGAGCGGUGCAUUCAGUGCCGACUAACAGCUGGCAACUUUCUGGGCAGACCGUCGCGGAUAAGUUGGCGCUUUUUCAGUAUUGCGUUGCCCCUUAAUAUCAGUUUUACCGAGGUCAUCACCGAGCCAAGUUUACGGGACGCGGCUAUUAGGAAACUAGACACCGAUGGCUGGAACACAGUUAAAAAUGACGUACAGGCCGUCUGGCUAAGAUGCGUUUUACUUAUGGGACCUGUCCGAGAGAGUAUUUUGGAAUUGUCCCUGAACAGGAAGGUGAAGGACCUCCCCCAGCGAAUUGAGGAGGUCUGGGAAAGUCUUCCUCCUUUCCUGCACCGGCGUCAUGAUCCCGAUGAGUCGUCGGGAAUUGCAAACGUCAAAGAAAGCGUCUACUUGCAGGCCCAUCUCGAUUACAUCUACGAUCAAUUCCUUCUUUAUCGGAUUCUCUCAAAACGACUAAACAUCUGGUCGCCAGACCUCAUCAAGGCCUCCCAUGACAUCCUGAGCGAGAUCCUUCUACUUGUCGACACUCGCAUCCAGAUGAUGAGAUUAUCGCCCGAAAUUACCUGGGUGAAGAUGUGCGUCUUCGGCCUCCCAACAGCCGGCGUCCUAUCCAUCGAACUAGUCCACCGCUGGCCCUCCCUCUCAAUGAACGCACCCAUCUCCCCGCCUAUCGCAUCACCUCAAUUCCCACGAUCACUGGUAAUUCAAAACCUCACUAUCCUCGCAUAA
Penicillium argentinense is the source of this 1242-nucleotide messenger RNA. RefSeq names its product fungal specific transcription factor domain-containing protein. The transcript is spliced from 5 exons. The record is from RefSeq and is a predicted model, not a curated record. NCBI's taxonomy places the organism in Eukaryota, Fungi, Ascomycota, Eurotiomycetes, Eurotiales, Aspergillaceae. The coding region runs from base 1 to 1242 and encodes 413 amino acids.